CCUGCAUCCCCCGGGAGCGGCCUGGGCGCGGGCCCGGCCUCAGUUUCCCCCGUGCGGCCCGGCGCGGGCGAUGGCGUCUCCGAGUCGGGGGGCCGGCGGGCGCGGGGCCGGCGGCGGCUCAGGGGCGGGCCCGCGGGGAGCGUCCGCCUGGGGGCCGGUCCCCGCCUACCUCGGAGUCCGCUUGUCGCCGCGCUGGCCCCGUCCCCGUCCCCGUCCCGGUCCCCGGCCCCGUCCCCAUCCCCGUCCCGGUCCCCGUCUCCAUCCCCGUUCCCGUUUCCAUCCCCGUCUCCAUCCCCGUUCCCAUCCCCGUUCCCAUCCCCGUUCCCAUCCCCGUUCCCGUUUCCGUCCCCCCCGUCCCCGCGCCCCUGCCCCUCCGCCGCCCGCGCUCGCCGACCUACAUCCGCGCCCCCUCCCCGAGGAUGCGGAGGACGCGCGGCUCCGCCCGGGGCCUGCUCCCCCCGCCGCGUCCUCUCCCGGCCUCAGUGUCCCCGAGGGGCCGCGGCCGCCGCAGCCAUCUUGCCGCCCUCCCCCGCGCCCCUCCCCCCGCGCGGCCGCCCGCCGUCGCCAUGGGAACCGGGUGCUUCGGGGCUGGGAGCAGAUGCGCCCUGUUUGGCCUCUCGGCCCCCCCGGCCCUGGAGGAGGACGAGGACGCCCCGCAGUCGUGACUCGCGGCCGCCGAGCUCCCCACUGGCCCCUCCGCGCGGGGCUCCCCGGCCCCGGGGUCGGCGGGGCGGGGCGGGGCGGGGCGGGGCGGCCGGGGCUCUGGCCCUGGAGCGGCGCGGAGCGGGAGGCCGCCGCCGCUGAGAGCCCUGCCCCCCCAGGCCCGUCCCGCGCCCAGAUGCAGCCCACGCCCUCCAUGGCCACCGCCGCCAGCGCCGCGGCCACGGCCGCGCUGACCUCGAGGUGGGACAACGCCACCGGCAGCCCCACCGCGGAGCCCGACCCGGUGGGGGACAACUACGUGCUGCUGGUGGUGGUCCUGUCGCUGUUCGUGGGCGGCUCGCUGGUGGUGCUGUCGGGGGUGCUGCUCCUGUGCAAGCGCUGCUGGGAGGUCCACCGGCGCCUCGACAGGGCCACCGAGGAAGCCGAGAAGACCACCACCACCUACCUGGACAACGGCGCCCACCCAGCCCAAGACCCCGACCUCAGGGGGGAGGACCCGGAGGGCCAGGACGCGGAGACGGAGCGCUUCCUGUCCACGAGCUCCACGGGCCGCCGGGUGUCCUUCAACGAGGCGGCCCUGUUCGAGCAGAGCCGGAAGUCGCAGGACAAGGGCCGCAGGUACACCCUGACGGAGGGGGACUUCCACCACCUGAAGAACGCCCGCCUCACCCACCUGCACCUGCCACCCCUCAAGAUCAUCACGAUCCAUGAGUGCGACUUGGGUGAAGCCAGUGCAACGCCCCCCCCCCACGCCGUCACGGCCCCCAAGGCCAACCUUGCCAUAUUCCAGCCCCCGGGGAAGGCCCUCACCGGCCGCUCCGUGGGCCCCAGCUCCGCCCUGCCAGGUGACCCCUACAGCUCAGCCGUGGGCCCUGCCGACUUCGAGAUCAGCCCCUUGGCAUCCAGCGACUGCGGGGAAGGCACCCGGGUGAGGGCCCCCGAGCGGCCCCCGCCCUCCCUGCCCCCUUCCAGGACAGAGUCGGACGCAGGUACGAGGAGCGCCAUGGCCGUGGGGCCGGGGGCCACGAGCGGGCCCGGGGAGGCCGGCCCAGGCUCCGGGGCAGGACCUGUCCUGCAGUUCUUCACCCGCCUGCGGCGCCACGCCAGCCUGGACGGGGCGAGCCCCUACUUCAAGGUCAAGAAAUGGAAGCUGGACCCCAGCCAGCGGGCAUCCAGCCUGGACACCAGAGGCUCCCCCAAGCGGCACCACUUCCAGCGGCAGCGGGCAGCCAGUGAGAGCACGGAGCAGGAGGAGGGCGACGCCCCCCACAUGGACUUCAUCCAAUACAUCGCCAGCGCAGGCGACACUGUGGCCUUCCCGCCCCCCCACCCCUUUCUGGCCAGCCCCACCAGCCCAUCCCCCACUCUCGGCAGGCUAGAGGCAGCCGAGGAGGCGGGCGCCGCGGGAGGAGCGAGCCCCGAGUCCCCCCAAGAGCGCAGCGGCGCGGGCGAGCAGCAGGAAUCUGAUGGUGAGCGGGACUCGGGCCCAGAGCAGGCCCAGACCAGCUACCGGGACAUCUGGAGCCUGCGCGCCUCCCUCGAGCUGCACGCGGCUGCCGCCUCGGACCACAGCAGCAGCGGCAACGACCGCGACUCGGUGCGCAGCGGCGACAGCUCGGGCUCGGGCUCCGGGACCGCCGCGCCCACGUUCCCGCCGCCGUCGCCGUCGCCGCCGCCCCCGCCACGGCCCGCGGACAGCGAGGCGGGAGGGCCGCGGAAGCUGCUGCAGAUGGACAGCGGCUACGCCAGCAUCGAGGGCCGCGGCGCGGGCGAGGACGGGCUCCCCAGCGCGUCCGAGAAGCGCUCGUCCUUCACCAGCGCCGGCCGCACGACCACCGUGGGCAGCAGCUUCGAGGCGGCGCCGGCGUCCGCCGAGGCGCCCGCCCGGCCCCGCAGCCCGCGCGCCUGGCCCCGCCGCGCCCCGCGCCGCGACUACAGCAUCGACGAGAAGACGGACGCGCUCUUCCACGAGUUCCUGCGCCACGACCCGCACUUCGACGACGCGCUGCCCUGCGCCGCCCGUCACCGCGCCCGCGCGCACCCGCACCCGCACCCGCACGCGCGCAAGCAGUGGCAGCGCGGCCGGCAGCACAGCGACCCCGGGGCGCGCGCCGUCCCCACCGCGCCCGCGGCCCCCUUCGGCCCCGACCCGCGCCCCCCACGCGCGCCCCUGCGCCGCGGCGACAGCGUCGACUGCCCGCCCGAGGGCCGCGCGAGCGAGGACCCCGCCGUGCCCGCCAUCCCGGUCAUCGAGGAGGAGCCCGGCGGCGGCGGCGGGCCCCCGGGGACGCUGCUGGACAAGCUGGCGGCGGGCCUCGAGGACAGACUGUUCCCGCCACGCGGCGCCCAGCCCCUCGCCGCGGCCCCUGCCCCUGCGCUGGCCGUCGCCGCCGCGCCCACGUCUCCCGACCACGGCCCGGCCUAAGCCCCGCAGGCCCGCUGCCGCCGCCGCCGCUCGCGCUCGCCUCGGGGCCCCAGGCGCUCGGCCCCGCGGCCUCUCCUGGGGGGGCGGACCGGAGGGGGCGGGCAGGGUGG
Molecule: messenger RNA, 3198 nt
Organism: Nyctereutes procyonoides (raccoon dog)
Lineage: Eukaryota; Metazoa; Chordata; Mammalia; Carnivora; Canidae
Gene: CBARP
Product: CACN subunit beta associated regulatory protein
Biological process (GO): negative regulation of calcium ion-dependent exocytosis; negative regulation of voltage-gated calcium channel activity
Cellular component (GO): secretory granule; plasma membrane
Molecular function (GO): transmembrane transporter binding
Source: RefSeq, a predicted model, not a curated record